ACAAACAAAUAAUCAAUUGGCCAGUUCUAGUCCGGUCCAGUUCACCUAAUUAGAACCAAUCCGGCUCCUCCUAAGUCGGAGCUCAAGAGUUAACCCCUCGGUCAUUAAUAGCGUAGCACCCCAUCCAUCUCAUGGUGGAACUGACUGCCCCUCGUUGAAUGAACCCAAAAAACGUCGAUUGCUCACGACGUCAGUAAUCUACACGCUAAUACUGCCAAAAUGUCAGCUUCUUUCUUCUCCCUUGAGGGCCAAACUGCUCUUGUAACUGGUGGUACUCGCGGUAUUGGCCAGGCUGUAGCAAUUGGUCUUGCUGAAGCUGGUGCGGAUAUUAUUCUUGUUCAGCGAGAUACUACAUCACAGUCAACAAAAGAGUCGAUCGAGAAGCUUGGUCGCAAGGCUUUCAUCUAUACUGCCGAUCUAUCAUCUCAAGAAUCUGUUGCUGGCCUUGUGCCCAAGGUCUUGGCCGAUGGACACCAGAUUCGCAUCUUGGUGAACUGCGCUGGCAUUCAGCGGCGACACCCUUGUGAAGUCUUCCCUGACAGCGACUUUAAUGAGGUCAUUCAAGUAAACCUCAACUCCGUCUUCACCCUCUGCCGUGACGUCGGCGCACACAUGCUCAACCUCGAACCCUCUCCCAUCACCGGCCGUCGCGGCAGCAUCAUCAACUUCGCCUCCCUUCUCACCUUCCAAGGCGGUUUCACUGUCCCCGCCUACGCCGCAUCCAAGGGUGCUGUAGGCCAAGUCACCAAGAGUUUCGCCAACGAGUGGACCUCAAGGGGUAUCACGGUGAACGCCAUUGCUCCCGGUUACAUCGCUACCGACAUGAACGAGGCUCUUCUUGCGAACCCAGAGCGUCUUGCUAGUAUUACUUCGCGAAUUCCCGCGGGUAACUGGGGUUCACCGGAUGACUUCAAGGGUACGGCUGUGUAUCUGGCGAGUAAGGCUAGUGGGUAUGUGAGUGGACAUGUGUUGGUUGUUGAUGGCGGUUGGAUGGGCCGAUAAACGAUGCGUUCGAAGGUGGUCUCUGAAGCAAGCUUGAAAAUAGAUUAUAAUAUAAUAUCUUCGACGUUUUUACAAAGUUGGAAUGUUGAGUGAUUAACGACGGGCGCGAACAAGUCUUCGCUUGGCCAAGCGAAGGGAACCGCUUGGGUCGAUGAAUGUCGUGACUCGGUUUGUGAGAUGCCUGGCGAUAUGGAAAGCAUUCGGGUUCUUGGAUCGAACAAGUGAUUGCAAGGCCGCGAUUCGGACUUUGAUAAACGAAUGGCUCAGCUCGUCGGACAUUUUGAUGCUGACUUGGGGAUUUCGAGGAAGAGACUUU
Molecule: messenger RNA, 1318 nt
Organism: Fusarium redolens
Lineage: Eukaryota; Fungi; Ascomycota; Sordariomycetes; Hypocreales; Nectriaceae
Exons: 4
Coding region: 220-1002 (260 amino acids)
Molecular function (GO): oxidoreductase activity, acting on the CH-OH group of donors, NAD or NADP as acceptor
Source: RefSeq, a predicted model, not a curated record